This is a messenger RNA of Astyanax mexicanus (Mexican tetra), 3626 nucleotides long. It is a transcript of the gene entrep2, whose product is annotated as family with sequence similarity 189 member A1. The coding region runs from base 294 to 2549 and encodes 751 amino acids. The transcript has 12 exons. The record is from RefSeq and is a predicted model, not a curated record. Lineage: Eukaryota; Metazoa; Chordata; Actinopteri; Characiformes; Acestrorhamphidae. Gene Ontology annotation, cellular component: membrane.
CUUGGCAUGUUCUCCUCCACCAGUCUUACACACUACUUUUGGAUAAAAGAAUUUAAGCUUGGUUUGAUGGCUUGUGAUCAUCCAUCUUCCUCUUGAUUAUAUUCUAGAGGUUUUCAAUUUGGUAAAAUCAAAGAAACUCAUAAUUUUUAGUGGUCUCUUAUUAUUAUUAUUCCAGAGCUGUAUGUUGUCCUCCUCCACCGCGCAGAGGAUAACCGUCCCGGAUAACCUGUCCUGCGCUUCCCCCUGAAGUUUUACCCCGAAUCUACCCCCUCUCUCCCUCCGUCUCCUUCGCCAUGCCUGUAGGCUCCGUGCCCCGGGGUCGCUCCCUGAGCCCCGUGUCUCUGGCCCACAGCCUCUCCCGCCUGAGGGAGUUCAGGACGCGGACCCGGAUCAUGCUCUCACUCGGCGUCGCUCAGAUGGUUCUGGGGAGCCUCAUCCUGGCCGUGAGCUUCGCCGCGCUGGCCCUCACUACCUCCCCGCGGGUCCGGCACUCCUGCCCCUUCUGGGCAGGCUUCUCCGUGCUGCUGUCAGGUCUGAUUGGAGUAGUGUCAUGGAAAAGACCCCUCUCUUUGGUGAUCACCUUCUUCAUGUUGCUGUCGGCGGUCUGCGUCAUGUUGAACCUGGCCGGUGCCAUCCUGUCCUGUCAGAACGCCCAGCUGGUCAACUCCCUGGAGGACUGUCAACCAAUAACGUUCCACAGUGACGGCGUGUGUGUCUGCUGCGAGUUAGAGAAGCACAGCUCCAACUGCAACAACAUGGGAGAGACGCUCAAGCUCAACUCACUGAGGGACUGCAACACCAUCCGCCUGCGACUGAAGGAGCUGUUGUUUAGUGUGUGUGCACUGAAUGUCAUCUCCACCAUUGUGUGUGCUCUUGCCACAGCCAUGUGCUGCAUGCAGAUGGUCUCUACUGAUAUACUGCAGAUGUUUAUGCCGAACCGAGCGCGGGCCCUGAGUGCUGACUGCAUGACUCCUUACGGUACCAUCCUGCACCAGACACUGGACUUCGACGAGUUCAUCCCUCCCAUCCCCCCACCUCCCUACUACCCCCCGGAGUACACCUGCACACCCGUGUUGGAGGGGCAAAGGGGCCUGCACCUAGACUUCCCUCACUCUCCCUUCAGUGCCAUAUACGGUGUUCCCAUCAACAGCCCAGGAACCCUGUACCCAUCAGAACUACCACCACCAUAUGAGUCAGUGGUGGGUGCCACCCCGGCCAGCCAGAUCACCUCCAGUUUGGAGCAGCAGGCCACAGAGUCCAGCCUGUGUGAGAGGAACACUACAGCAGGUCUCAGCACUCAGGCAUCAGUGGACAGCGCUUCCUUAAUGGUGUCAGAAUUGGCUGAUAUUCCUGAUCGCAGCUGUUCCUCUGAGGACCUGUGCUCUCUAGAGGUGCAGGGCUCGGACAUGUCUCCGUACGGGACGCUCCCCAUAGCUCCCACUGAUGGCAGCUGCACCAGCCUGGAGCACAGCAUGCGCUCCUCCAUGCGGCGGGACACCCGUUCCCCAGCCUGCCUCGACCGCAGCAAGUCCUCCAUCGCCCAGGACUCUACCACACACUCGCCUGACAACAUAGCUGCCCCGGAGAGGGACGAUACUCCAGUCUCAGUGCAGUCCAGAGCUCAGGCCAGCAUCAAGCUAACUCUCCCCAUUACCCCAGCCUCUGAAACCAAGCCAUGUGCCUCCAGUUCCGGAUCUGCAGCACCUGCAUCUGCCGCGUCUGCCCCGAGCCCCCUGUCCUGCUCCUCCCCAUCACCUUCUGGGCGGCCCCGGGGUACCCGGCUCUGCUUCAGCAUCUGGAACCCUCAGUCCUCCACUACCUCAACCCACUGUGGUUCCUCGGCCUCCGAACGCCCCCGCACGCUUCGAGCCAGACGCUACCGCAGGCUGGCCAGGAUCGUGCGCUCUACCAGCGACCCCAUCUCCUGCAAAUCCAUAACCAGAAGUGAGAGCUGUGGCUGUACACCUGUAGGAAACCAACCACCACAGGAGUCUCCACAGACCCCAUCAGAACAAGCCUGCAUGGAGCUUUCAGGUGGAACAGUGUCCCAGUGUGCCAAACCCAGCAGCCACGGGGCCAAGAAGCAGAAAGACGGUGGGAAAGUGGACCUGCGUCUCAAAGCCCUGCACCCAGCCUCCACAGAGCGGCCUCACUCUUUAGCAGACCUCAAGACCUACAAAGACACCAAGAUCCUGGUGGCCAGGUUUCUAGAGCACUCCAGCUGCAGCCUGCCUCCUGAAGUGCAACAAGUGGUCAACAGCAUCAAGUAUGUCAUCAAAUCAGAUGAGAAGCACAUGGAGGAGGCCAUCUUUAGUGCCAGCAUUCUAGAUCAGGUGAUGUCACAGUCACAGCGAAUCAUGAGCAGCCCCAGAAAGCACGCUCAUGAAGACCUGCACCUGCAGAGCUGCGGAGCUCUGAGCUCGUCGUCCCCGUCCCUGCGCCGUCCGCUUCGGGUCCCCGGUCAGUCGGCUCCGCCUACCAGCCCGGGUCACCAGGCCCCUUACCGGCCCCAGAGCCUGGUCAGCGUGUGCAGAGAGACAAUCCUUUGACCCCGAUCUUCCUCCACGGUGGACCCGGACUCCUCAUCCCCCCCCCCCGUUCUUCUCGUGCCAAUCUUGUGCCAAGGCCAAGUCCUUGUUUUCAUCAGCAGAAACAGUAGCACUCAGAAUACAGCGAGUCAUCUGGAGAGUGCCUCUCGGGGUGCGAAACAAACGAACAAACAAAAAAACUACAACAACAUAAAAGAAUGUCCACCUAUAAAAGGUGUAUUUUUUAUAUUUUUUGCCAGAUAGGCAGAAUGCUGUGUGAGUUUAGAUUCUGUGCAAAACAAGAGACAAGACAAAGGAACAAAAUAGAGAUGAUAAAAAAAAACAUGACAAUAGGAGGAAAAACAGACUAUGACUAUGUGUGAAACUGUGAUGCUGGUUUUGGACUUGCUGCUCCUGCAGACAUUGUGUGAUGUUUAGGACAUUAUGCUGUCAUUGUGUGCGACUGCAGGACAAAGAACCUCACGACGCUGGAUUAUUUAACUUACCUCAGUGUGAUAUGAUUCUUUUCAGUGUUAUGAAUAAAAAAAGUAUUCAUUUGUAUUUCUGUGUACGGCCUAUUGUUGUCAUUCUAGCCAACUGUUUUUUUAAGACUGCCAACUGCAAUAACACUAUUGUUCUGCUUUUUUAUAUGCUUUUAUCUUCUUGAUAUAUGUUUUCUUUUAUUCCACAGCAUUUUGUUAAGAUGUGCAAUUGUAGUCAUAAACUAAAGGCCUUAUUUUAGUGAUUUAUAGGGAAGCUGUCAACCGUGCACGGAGCAGCUUGAUUUAGGGUGUCAGUGUGUCUUUGCUAUCGUAACAAUGGGAAAAGUAUGACUUGCGUUGCUCUUAAUGCACAAUUUAACAUCAUUUUAGUUAAUCAUGGGUUUGUUUUUUUGGGCACAACAUGAAAUAAACCAAUCCGCAUGUCACAUGACAUUCCCUUUAAGAGUCAGGUGCGCUCUAACUUUGAUUUAUUGGUAUUUAAACAGUGCAGAGCUUUGUCACAGUAAUGUUAUUUUUUUUCUAUUCAGUUUAUCGUUGAUUUAAAAGUUAGGUUUAUGUACUACUGCACAUCAUUGUGUGUGUAAAAAGCUAAGGA